Achroia grisella is the source of this 2207-nucleotide messenger RNA. It is a transcript of the gene ple, whose product is annotated as tyrosine 3-monooxygenase. The record is from RefSeq and is a predicted model, not a curated record. Bases 193 to 1875 code for a protein of 560 amino acids. Gene Ontology annotation, cellular component: axon; perikaryon; cytoplasm. The transcript has 8 exons. Gene Ontology annotation, molecular function: iron ion binding; tyrosine 3-monooxygenase activity. NCBI's taxonomy places the organism in Eukaryota, Metazoa, Arthropoda, Insecta, Lepidoptera, Pyralidae. Gene Ontology annotation, biological process: dopamine biosynthetic process from tyrosine.
ACGGUCAUCAUGCAUUGGUGUGUUUGCAAUCCAAAGUUUAGUUAGCCUUAGUAUUACGACAGCUCGAGUCGCAGACAGACAGGCAAACGCCCGUGGUCGAGACAUAAAGCUCCCGCAGACUUACGCUAGCUGAGCGCGCAGUGAACUAUAGUUCAGGCCUUACUGAUCCCAGUGGUGUGUUUAUUGGAAGAUAUGGCCGUUGCCGCUGCCCAGAAAAACCGCGAAAUGUUUGCCAUCAAGAAAUCCUACAGCAUCGAGAACGGCUACCCAUCCCGUCGUCGUUCCCUUGUAGAUGAUGCUCGUUUUGAAACGCUGGUUGUGAAGCAGAACAAACAAAGCGUACUAGAAGAGGCUCGCGCUCGUGCCAAUGACUCUGGCUUGGACUCUGAAUAUCUCCAAGACGGAGUUCAUAUUGGUAACGACGACAACUCACCAACUGUCGAAGAUGGAACCUAUCAAGAUGAAACUAAAAAUGGGCAACUUGCCGACGCCGACAUAGGCGAUGCUGCGAAAUUUGAUGAAGAUUACACCCUAACUGAAGAGGAGGUAAUUUUACAAAAUGCCGCUAGUGAAUCCCAUGAAGCCGAGCAGGCUAUUCAACAAGCUGCCUUUUUGUUGCGCAUGCGCGAUGGAAUGGGUUCUCUCGCUCGAAUCCUGAAAACCAUCGACAACUACAAGGGUUGUGUCCAACAUUUAGAAACCCGACCUUCUCAAAUGACCGGGGUCCAAUUCGAUGCUCUCGUUAAAGUUAGCAUGUCACGAAUCAACUUGCUUCAACUGAUUAGAUCUCUUCGUCAGUCGACAGCUUUCGCUGGUGUCAACCUUGUCUCUGAAAAUAAUAUCUCGAGCAAGACACCCUGGUUCCCUUGCCACGCCUCUGAUCUCGAUAACUGCAACCACCUUAUGACUAAAUACGAGCCUGAAUUAGACAUGAACCAUCCUGGUUUUGCUGAUAAGGUGUACAGAGAGCGAAGGAAGGAAAUUGCCGAAAUUGCCUUCGCUUACAAAUAUGGAGACCCAAUCCCCCACAUCACCUACACAGAAACUGAGAACGCCACAUGGCAUAGAGUAUUCAAGACCGUUCUAGAUCUCAUGGACAAGCACGCUUGCUCUGAGUAUAUUGCCGCAUUUGGCAAGCUCGUGGCUGCUAAGAUCUUUGUUCCUCACCAAAUUCCUCAAUUGGAAGAUGUGAGCAACUUCCUCCGCAAACACACCGGUUUCACAGUACGACCAGCUGCUGGUCUUUUGACCUCCCGAGACUUCCUGGCCUCACUCGCUUUCCGUGUCUUCCAGUCUACGCAAUACGUCCGGCAUGCCACUCGUCCAUUCCACACUCCUGAACCUGACUGUAUACAUGAGCUUCUGGGCCAUAUCCCACUGUUGGCCGAUCCCAGCUUCGCUCAAUUCUCACAAGAAAUUGGGUUGGCAUCACUCGGAGCUUCCGACACUGAAAUCGAAAAGCUCUCUACUGUAUACUGGUUCACCGUUGAAUUCGGAUUGUGCAAAGAAAAUCAAGAGCUGAAAGCAUACGGCGCUGCGCUGCUGUCUUCCACUAGUGAACUGUUGCACGCCAUCAGUGACAAGCCAGAGCUAAGGCCAUUCGAGCCUGCUUCCACUGCUGUGCAACCCUAUCAAGACCAAGACGUUCAACCCAUCUACUACGUAGCUGAGAGCCUCGAGGAUGCCAAAGAGAAGUUUAGACGUUGGGUGUCGACCAUGUCCCGACCCUUCGAGGUGCGUUUCAACCCUCACACUGAGCGUGUCGAGGUGUUGGACUCCGUCGACAAGCUGGAGACGCUGAUCGGUCAACUCAACACCGAAAUGUUGCAUCUCACCAACGCCGUCAAGAAGCUUAAGGGCUCUCACUUCGAGUGAUUACCCUGUUAUUAAUCCACACCGGUUCAGUGCACGCGGCCUUGCCGUUUUCUGUAUAGCUAGUUAUAUUAUAGAUAUAAAGAGUGUUAUUGACAUGUGUAGAGCGAGUGAGUGUGAAAACCAUUGGAUGGUACUUCGUUGAAUACUUUUUGUACCUUAUUGUAUUAUUUAUUGCCGAGUUCAUUGCCCAUGCCUCGGAAACUACACGGAGCUCUCGAUUGCCCAUUAAGGGAGGCUGUGCAGGUUUUGCGAGACCUUUACUACUAGUAUUAUUUAUAAUUUAAAACGACACAAAAUAAAAAAAUGGAGCACCAAAAAGUAAAAAUGCCAAA